AUGGCCGAAGUCGGCGAGGACAGCGGCGCCCGCGCCCUGCUGGCGCUGCGCUCGGCUCCCUGCAGCCCCGUGCUAUGCGCCGCGGCCGCGGCCGCCGCCUUCCCGGCCACUACGUCCCCGCCGCCGCCGGCGCAACCUCCACCCGGGCCGCCCGCGCUGCCCGCCGAGCCCGGCCCCGGGCCGGUGCCCUCCACCGCCGCCACUGCCACCACCACCACCGCGCCCGCCCUGGUGGCCGCGGCCGCUGCCUCAGUGCGCCAGAGCCCCGGUCCCGCCCUGGCGCGCCUGGAGGGUCGGGAGUUCGAGUUCCUGAUGCGACAGCCCAGCGUCACCAUCGGCCGCAACUCGUCGCAGGGCUCCGUGGACCUGAGCAUGGGCCUGUCGAGCUUCAUUUCCCGGCGCCACCUGCAGCUCAGCUUCCAGGAGCCUCACUUCUAUCUUCGCUGUCUCGGCAAGAACGGCGUCUUCGUGGACGGGGCCUUCCAGAGGCGCGGAGCGCCCGCCCUGCAGCUACCCCAACAAUGCACCUUCCGGUUCCCGAGCACGGCCAUCAAGAUCCAGUUCACAUCGCUAUACCAUAAAGAGGAGGCCCCAGCAUCGCCCCUGCGGCCACUCUACCCACAGAUCUCCCCACUGAAGAUCCACAUUCCGGAGCCGGAUCUCCGGAGCCUCGUCAGCCCCAUCCCUUCCCCAACUGGCACCAUCAGUGUCCCCAACUCCUGUCCAGCAAGUCCUCGAGGGGCUGGAUCGUCCAGUUAUCGCUUUGUCCAGAAUGUGACCUCCGACCUUCAGCUGGCCGCAGAGUUCGCUGCGAAGGCCGCCUCCGAGCAGCAAGCAGAUGCGUCUGGUGGAGACAGCCCCAAGGACGAGUCGAAGCCACCGUACUCCUAUGCGCAGCUGAUCGUGCAAGCCAUCUCCUCAGCCCAGGACAGGCAGCUAACACUAAGUGGCAUCUACGCCCACAUCACCAAACAUUACCCUUACUACAGGACUGCUGACAAGGGCUGGCAGAACUCUAUCCGACACAACCUCUCUCUUAACCGCUACUUCAUCAAAGUCCCUCGGUCCCAGGAGGAGCCUGGGAAGGGCUCUUUUUGGCGAAUAGACCCUGCCUCCGAAGCCAAGCUCGUGGAACAAGCAUUCCGAAAGCGGAGACAGAGAGGUGUCUCCUGCUUCCGCACCCCCUUCGGGCCUCUGUCCUCACGGAGUGCUCCAGCUUCACCCACCCACCCAGGACUGAUGUCCCCUCGUUCCAGUGGCCUGCAGACCCCAGAGUGCCUGUCUCGGGAGGGCUCCCCCAUUCCACAUGAUCCCGACUUGGGGUCAAAGUUAGCCUCUGUUCCAGAGUACCGCUAUUCCCAGAGUGCCCCAGGCUCCCCUGUCAGCGCCCAGCCGGUGAUCAUGGCUGUCCCUCCCCGACCUUCCAACCUAGUGGCUAAGCCUGUCGCCUACAUGCCAGCUUCCAUAGUGACCUCACAGCAGCCCUCAGGCCACGCCAUCCAUGUGGUCCAGCAGGCCCCUACCGUCACCAUGGUGAGGGUGGUUACCACCUCUGCCAACUCAGCCAACGGGUACAUCCUGGCUAGCCAGGGCUCGACCGGGACCUCCCACGACACAGCAGGCACAGCCGUGUUGGACCUGGGCAAUGAGGCUCGAGGUUUAGAAGAGAAGCCCACCAUAGCAUUUGCCACAAUCCCCGCAGCCAGCCGAGUUAUCCAGACGGUCGCCAGCCAGAUGGCCCCAGGAGUCCCCGGACACACAGUCACCAUCCUACAGCCGGCUACACCAGUGACUAUCGGGCAGCACCACCUUCCGGUCCGGGCUGUCACUCAGAAUGGAAAACACGCUGUACCCACGAAUAGCUUGACUGGCAAUGCUUAUGCCCUCAGCAGCCCCCUGCAGCUCCUGGCAGCCCAGGCAAGUUCAUCCACUCCAGUGGUCAUCACCCGAGUGUGCGAGGUAGGGCCUGAGGAGCCAGCAGCAGCCGUCUCAGUAGCCGCUAAUGCAGCGCCAACCCCAGCUGCCUCCACUACCACAUCUGCCUCUUCCAGCGGAGAGCCCGAGGUCAAGAGGUCCCGGGUAGAGGAACCCGGUGGGACAGCCACCACACAGCCCACAGCUAUGGCAGCCACCGGCCCUCAGGGCCCAGGGACCGGCGAGUGAAGUGUCACCUGCAGGAAGGUGGAGUGAAACUCACGCCACAGGAGCCCUAGUGGCCAGCAGCUACAUUCAAGGACCGAGUGGAAAAGCCCAUCACAGCCUGCAGCCCUCAUGUGGGUGGCCGCCGCACUCGGACAGUUUCCUUUUUAUCUCCUGUCCUCCCAUGGUUUGAAACAAACACAUAAACACAUUCAGACAACUUGAUUGUAUGAAUCUGGGGGUUCUGUGUGUUUAUUUACCCCUCUCUCAUGCCAUCGCCUCUCCCUGGUUCUUGGGGGAGAAGGUCUAUCUAGCCCAGCUCCUCAGGAAUGGAUCCCAGGCAGCGCCCACAACAAGAGCCUGAGCCCCAGGCCUGGACAGAAGCACAGUGCAAACCCAGGCUCCUCUCUCUGAGAGUGGGUCCACGGACUUCCUAUUUGUGACUGAUCUGGGAAUAGACCAGAAAACAGAAUGGCAAGAUCUUUCCAGUCACAGGCUAGGAUACAGAGCCCUCUCCCCAGAAGUGACAGAGACUGUGGCAUUAACUGGGGUCAGGGAGAUCUGCUUUGGCUUUGGACCCUAAAUAUUUCUUUCAGCUAAAUAUGGAAUCUGGGCUUAUCUCAAACCUGAGACACACAGAGCAGACCAUGUGUCUUUCAGGUUCCCUUUUGUAGGCAGCCAAGCAACAACAGGCCCUGCGCUCGGCCACACCAGGCCCUGGUGAACAUGCCGCUCUCCCUGAUAACUCCAAGAAGGAUGGGCGGCUCCCACAUUGAUGUAUCAAAGAGCUCUGGGUUGAAAGUCAGCCCAGGGCCAGUGCCCACAGCACUGAAUGAGUCGAGAGCUGCAAGCUACAAACGGAUCUCCAGGGAAGCCUGAGCCAGCUCCAAGGGAAGUCGGUCAGCCACUUGCUCAGCAGGGAGGGUGAUGGAUGAUGGAUGGUAUGCGGCAGGAAGACAGCCGAGGAUCUGGGUGGUGAUCUGCUCACACCGUCUCCUCAUUCCCACCCACCCCCAUUCCAGUUAACUGAGAACCCCAAGACCUGUCCAGUUUGAAAAUGGAAACCCUGUUUUCUACCUGACCGUUAUCCUCUGGAAAGGAAACCACCUCUCCGGACAGUAGUCGGUGCCAAGUUUGAUUGCAGUGCAGCAAGAACCAAAGCGUGGGGUCAGCUGAGGACUGGGACGCCCGGGGAAGGUCCCUUUGCAUGCCGGACAAGUGACCAACAGCACUUUAACAUACACCACACCAAGUCUCGUGAGCAGGAGCCAUCAAAUGUUUCUCUCUGUGAGAAUGAGAGUUGAUUUUAUAGAAGCAGUCAUGGGGGCUGUGCGACAGGAAACUUCAAGGCAGCCAGAAACUCAGUGUUGGUCCUCCUAGAGGGUGGUCGGUAAGCAACUGGCAACAACUUGGACAGAGCCCCAGGAGAGACGGCCCUGUCAUUGGUAUCAAACCACCCACCAGCCAGCCGCCUUCUCUGCCUGGUGCCAGUCAGAAGAGGCCCGAGGGCCCUGUGGGCAGAGAGCAGGCUGGACAAGCUGCAUUUGCUGGAAGGGACUCCAGACCUGGAGGCUGUGGUCACAGGAGAGCAGAUGACCGGGAUGGAUAAGUCCAAGCUCCGCUGUAUGGCUGCUGACAUUGAAGCCACCAAUGCCCCCCACACAUCAGGGACCAGUGCGGAGCACCUGCCUCCUCUCUUGAGCUAUCUCCCAAGCUCCCCAGCCAGUCAUUUCUCUAGUACUCAGCUUCAAGCCAGUGUUUUGGAGGUCUCCUGCCUGUUGCCUGGAAAGGUUCAGAGAAGUGGGGCUGGUGUGAUAGUGGCUGGGGGAGGGGUUGCCCCUCAGAGUGGGCAGAGGGCUGGCUCUGUCUCACAUCUUCCCUUGGUACUGGCAUGAAUUUCUCUCUGUGUGUGCCUGGUGUGAGCGUGGCGUUGGGGAAGAACGAAUGGGGUGGAGAUCUGAGUUGUGUAGUGGGCUGAGGUGACAAGGGACAUUGGUGCCAGCUGCUGAUCUUUCCCUCCAUCACCCUUUACUCCAGGGCUGUCCAUGGUCACCCUCCAAGGCAGAUUAAGAUUGUAGAUGGUCAGCAGGUUGCUGUUCCGGUUCCUGAAACGUGGGCUCCAUGCUCUGAGGCAGAUCUUCACCGUUAACGGGGGCGUGGAAGGGUAUGGAAAGAGAGUGAGAACACACACUGUCCCGGUACACGGCCUGAAGGCCCGGUUGGACAGCCUGAGCUACAAGGAGGCUAGACUGGCACUGCUGCUCUGCAGAAUGGGUUUGGUCAUCCACUGGGCAGAAGCUGGCGCCAGCUUCUGCCCACAACCCAUAGCCAUAGACCCCAGAGCGCCAGUGCUCAGGUCAGGGAUGCACAGAUAGCCAGAACUUGCUCCCACGAGCUCUGAGUCAGGAGGGCCAUGUCCAUCCACUGUGUGGCCCAUGGCUGGCAACCCUGGAGCCACCCACUAAGCCCUGGGUUAGGGGAACAGUUCAGGAACAGAUGUGAAGCCUUUAUAGACAAGGGAACCUCUUGGGCAGUGGUAAAACAGUGUAAGGUAGGGGUUAAAGGUCAGUGAUAUGUAAGAACUCCUUCCCCAUAGAGAGAAGCGGGUGGACUGUUACUGUUCUUCCUCAGAACCCUCAAAUUUCCUAACACCCACGUGACAUUGCUCACCCAGUCCCCCCCUUCCCCAUCCGACCUGCACAGUGCCUGCUUAGAAUAAGUCAGAAAGGGGUGGCAUCUCAGCUCUAGUGAAAGGUCCCUCAUGUGUGGGAAACAUUACAUCCUGGCCAGGAGAGGCAAAGUCACCUCAAAUGGCCACAGGGUACCCCGAGGCUAGGUCGGGGGGAACAGAGCGGCCGCCUAGAUCCUCGUCUCCGGUCUCUCAGAAUACCUCUGCUUAGAAGCAAUAUUAAAAAGGAUAAGUCGGGCUGUUCCAAAGAUUGCCACUGCAAACACCGCUUCCCUCCAGAGCAAGCCCUCUGACAGGGACUUUGGCUAGCUGGGCCGGGUGGGCGGGGCAGAGAACAGAGGCCUUCCACCUGCUGCUUCAGUCCUGCUCCCCAUUUAAUGCCUCCUUUCAUCUUGGGAGUUCUCUUGAACUCAGGGUGGGUCUUGCACCCACCUGCUUGUUGGGCUCUGGAUUGUUUUUUUUUGCUUUGCUUUGCUUUGGGUUUUGUUUGUUUGGGUUUGUCCUGCAAGGUGAGCUAGGCCAGUGCUCUACCACUGAGCUGUACUCCCAGCCAUUUUGAUUUUUUAAACUUGAGAUGGGACUCACAAAGCUGCCCAGGCUGGCCUUGAACUCCCAGUCCUCUUGCCUCAGCUUCCUGAAUUUCUGCGGUGAUGGCCUACACACUACCAUGGCCCAGCGCUGUUUGCGUUUUGUCUUUUUUUGUUUGUUUCUGUACCAAAAGCUGCUACACUGGUGACACAGCAGGGUGUGGCCUAGGUGCCCCCACAGACUGGCAUACGGCACGCGUCUCUCUCUGCCCUCCCUACCCCUAAAGUCACAGCUGCUUGGCAGGGACAUUUUUGAGCCAACCGCAGACGUUUCCUUAGGAAAAGUAGUUUUCUACCCAUGGCAAAGAGCGAAAGCCCCCAAGUGGUCCUGCACGCUCCUCUGCACCGCCCCACUGCUCCAAGGGCCCCUCUAUCAGGCCUCAGCUCUGCUUCAGGGAACAUUCUAGAACCUGCCCACCACCCCCCGCUUUCCCCAUGGGCACGGGGCAUAACAGCCUGGGCAGGGCUGUCCCACAGACGAGGCCAGCCGCAUGCCUUCUCUAGAGGUACCACCUGGGCAUGAGGCAGGACAGAGGAUGCUCGGAGGGAAGAAGUGGCCAGCUAGAGGGAGAGCAGCUUGGUGAGAGCUAAGGGGAGGUGAGCCGGUGGGACUGGAGGCUGAGGGUUGCCCUCACAGCUGGUGCCGAGCCGGCAGUGGUAAAGAUCCCUCAAUGAGGAGUCUGUCUGUCUGUCUGUCUGUCUCUGUGUGUGUCUCUCUCUCAAAAUACUUAGAGUACUUCAGUCACAAUGGAAAGCAUGUGUUUCUGUACUUGGGCUAAGCUGUCAAACACAGGCUGCCUAGGGCCCCCAGGACCUCUUCCCUUAAGCCCUUGUCUGUGCGCACACACACGCAUGCACACGCACACGCACACACACACACCUGCCUUGUGAGAGUUGGAGGAUUAGAAGGGCCUGCUGCUUUACCUCUGGAAUUCUGUUCCUGUGACUACUCACAAGGUGACCAUUGUGGAGGAAUCUGGGGCCCAGGCACCCCAAAAGCCUGAGUGCAGACAGUGGCCAGGUGUGGUCCACAACCCCGUAUGUGAAGCACUUGCCACCAUUAGAGCAACCUCAGCAGUGUCCCCUGCGUCCCUGGGACUGGCUGACUCUGAGCUCUAUGAUCCCACUGAGUGUUCAUGUUCUCUGUCCUGUAUGUGUCCAAAUGGCACCUUGGCUGAGUCUGAAUUCGCUGGCUUAGAACUUUUGUUUUUAAUUGGUAAAACUGGGAAUUCAAAAAUCGAAUAAUUUCAGUUUGGUCCUUCUCUCCCAUGGUCUCCUCUUCCGUCCUUCCUGGGUGGGAGGGGCAUUUGGGAUCCCUGAUAAUACCUUAGCUUGAUUCCUAGGCUGAGAAAAGGUGGUGGGGUGGGGAGGGGUGACCCUAGCUGUUUUCCAGGUCUCUCCUUGGAUUCUGCUGUGUUCUGGGAGGGCGGGCAGCAGCUGUGCACGUGUGAGGGAGGGGCUAAAGCCAAUAGUGAGGCGGUUCUUUUUCUUAACUGAAUGAUAAUUCUGUAAAAGUAAUUGGGGGAGGGUCUUCAGGGAGUAUGUGUGUGUGUGUGUGCGCGUGAGAGCAUGUGUGAUUUUGUUUUGUUUCAUUUUUUACAGUGGCUGUCAAGUAUUUUCAUGAUAUGUUUAACAAGUAGUGCUUUAAAAGCAGUGGUACCCAAUACAAUGGGAAUCCGAGUUCCAGAGAUGGGACGUGCCCCACCUCAGUGAGCGAAGGUCCCACUCUGGAGGCAGGGGUAAGAAAGGCCUGCGGACCCACACACCAAGCAGCAACACCUGGGCGUUCAUUUCAAACGGGAUACAGUAUUUUUUUAUAACAGAACCAUCCUUUUUUUAAAAAAAAAAGUUUUGACACCUGAAUGUGAUUUCUAACUAUUAUUAGACGUUAAUGUUUUAAAGCUAUAACAAAGUGGAAAUUUCUACUUUCUUUUUCAUUCAUUUGAACUGUUCUUUUAUCUAUUCGGUUGUUGUAUGUGGGUGGGGAAGCUCUGUUUUCUCCUCUUAGCAUUUGUUUCUAUAACCAGAAAUAAAAAUUAUAUAUUAAA
Messenger RNA from Mus caroli (Ryukyu mouse), 7463 nucleotides. It is a transcript of the gene Foxk1, whose product is annotated as forkhead box K1. Gene Ontology annotation, molecular function: RNA polymerase II cis-regulatory region sequence-specific DNA binding; protein binding; DNA-binding transcription factor activity, RNA polymerase II-specific. The record is from RefSeq and is a predicted model, not a curated record. Gene Ontology annotation, biological process: regulation of transcription by RNA polymerase II. NCBI's taxonomy places the organism in Eukaryota, Metazoa, Chordata, Mammalia, Rodentia, Muridae.